CUGAUGGAAGUUGAUAGGCAGGGCUGGAAGUGAGCACCAGUCCUGGAUGUGACAGCAAGCAGAGGAGCACUUUGCAGCUUAUUCAGUGUCCGAUUCGGAUUCCGGCAAGAAUCCAAGCAUGGAAUGCUGCCGUCGGGCAACUCCUGGCACACCGUUCCUCUUGCUGGCUUUCCUGCUCCUGAGCUCCAGGACCGCGCGCUCUGAGGAGGACCGCGACGGCCUGUGGGACGCCUGGGGCCCGUGGAGCGAGUGCUCGCGCACCUGCGGCGGAGGGGCCUCCUACUCGCUGAGACGCUGCCUCAGCAGCAAGAGCUGUGAGGGAAGAAAUAUCCGAUAUAGAACAUGCAGUAAUGUGGACUGUCCACCAGAAGCAGGUGAUUUCCGAGCACAGCAGUGCUCAGCUCAUAAUGAUGUCAAAUACCAUGGCCAGUUUUAUGAAUGGCUUCCUGUGUCUAAUGACCCUGACAACCCAUGUUCCCUCAAGUGUCAGGCCAAAGGAACAGCCCUGGUUGUUGAACUUGCACCUAAAGUCUUAGAUGGGACUCGUUGCUACACAGAAUCUUUGGAUAUGUGCAUCAGUGGUUUGUGCCAAAUUGUUGGCUGCGAUCAUCAGCUGGGAAGCACCAUCAAGGAGGAUAACUGUGGAGUCUGCAACGGAGAUGGGUCCACCUGCAGGCUGGUCCGCGGGCAGUAUAAAUCCCAGCUCACCACAACCAAACUGGACAACACAGUGGUUGGUAUUCCCUAUGGAAGCAGACAUAUCCGUCUUGUCUUAAAAGGACCUGAUCACCUGUAUCUGGAAACCAAAACCCUCCAGGGGGCUAAAGGUGAAAACAGUCUCAGCUCUACAGGCAUCUUUCUUGUGGACAAUUCUAGUGUGGACUUCCAGAAAUUUCCAGACAAAGAGAUACUGAGAAUGGCUGGACCACUUACAGCAGAUUUCAUUGUCAAGAUCCGCAGCUCGGGGCCUGAGAACAGUACAGUCCAGUUCAUCUUCUAUCAGCCUAUCAUCCACCGAUGGAGGGAGACGGACUUCUUUCCUUGCUCAGCAACCUGUGGAGGAGGUUACCAGCUGACAUCGGCUGAGUGUUACGAUCUUCGGAGCAACCGUGUGGUUGCUGACCAGUACUGUCACUAUUACCCCGAGAACAUCAAACCCAAGCCUAAGCUUCAGGAGUGCAACUUGGAUCCUUGUCCAGCCAGUGACGGAUACAAGCAGAUCAUGCCCUAUGACAUCUACCAUCCCCUUCCUCGGUGGGAGGCCACCCCGUGGACCGCGUGCUCCUCCUCAUGCGGGGGGGGCAUCCAGAGCCGGGCAGUUUCCUGUGUGGAGGAGGACAUCCAGGGGCAUGUCAGCUCAGCGGAAGAGUGGAAAUGCAUGUACACCCCUAAGAUGCCCACCGUGCAGCCCUGCAACAUUUUUGACUGCCCUAAAUGGCUGGCACAGGAGUGGUCUCCGUGCACAGUGACGUGUGGCCAGGGCCUCAGGUACCGUGUGGUCCUCUGCAUCGACCAUCGGGAAAUGCACACUGGAGGCUGUAGCCCCAAAACCAAGCCCCACAUAAAAGAGGAAUGCAUCAUACCCACUCCCUGCUAUAAACCCAAAGAAAAACUUCCGGUAGAGGCCAAGCUGCCAUGGUACAAACAAGCCCAAGAAUUCGAAGAAGGAGGCGCUGUGUCAGAAGAGCCCUCGUUCAUCCCAGAGGCCUGGUCGGCCUGCACGGUCACCUGUGGUGUGGGCACCCAGGUGCGAGUGGUCAGGUGCCAGGUGCUCCUGUCUUUCUCUCAGUCCGUGGCCGACCUGCCCGUUGACGAAUGUGAAGGACCCAAGCCGGCGUCCCAGCGCCCCUGCUACGCAGGACCGUGCCACGGGGAGGCUCCCGAAUUUAACCUGGAAGAGACAGAUGGCCUCUUGGGUGGCCUGCAGGACUUUGACCAGCUCUACGACUGGGAGUAUGAGGGCUUCACCAAGUGCUCUGAGUCGUGUGGAGGAGGUGUCCAGGAGGCUGUGGUGAGCUGCCUGAACAAACAAACCCGGGAACCCGCGGACGAGAACCUGUGCGUGACCAGCCGGCGGCCCCCCCAGCUUCUGAAAUCCUGCAGUUUGGAUCCCUGCCCAGCAAGGUAA
Dama dama (fallow deer) is the source of this 2128-nucleotide messenger RNA. RefSeq names its product ADAMTS-like protein 1. The coding region runs from base 119 to 2128 and encodes 669 amino acids. Gene Ontology annotation, cellular component: extracellular matrix. Gene Ontology annotation, molecular function: metalloendopeptidase activity. The record is from RefSeq and is a predicted model, not a curated record. The transcript has 15 exons. NCBI's taxonomy places the organism in Eukaryota, Metazoa, Chordata, Mammalia, Artiodactyla, Cervidae. Gene Ontology annotation, biological process: extracellular matrix organization.